Messenger RNA from Ectocarpus sp. CCAP 1310/34, 700 nucleotides. The record is from the annotation of a GenBank genome assembly. NCBI's taxonomy places the organism in Eukaryota, Phaeophyceae, Ectocarpales, Ectocarpaceae.
GUUUCUGGUUGGCCUAUACUCCCCGAGAUACUCCCGACGUUGUCCGGCCAGAUGCCGCACCAGCCCGUGAGGCUAGCUAUGCACCCACACCUCGGCCGUGAUACACACUACCAUGGCGAGCCAGCUACAGUACCGCAAGACAGUUAGACAGUCGUCACUGCACGCCAGAGCCGGUGCAAUGCAUGCUGCCGAUAUGGUGCAUUUACGCCAUUUGAACCGCAGCAUACCGUUCUACAUGCUCUUGAGUGACACACCAAGUCGGCGUGGCGAGGAUGACGGCGAUGCUGCGAGCGGCAUAGAUCUUAGGAGUGCUGGACAGGCGGAGGCGGAAGUGAUGGAGUUAGGGAUGCUUCAAGCGGCGUGGGAGCGUGAGGAGCUGCUGCGCGUGCGUCCUGUGGACCGUGCUCCGGUGAUGCGUCUGUCGCGGACGAUCGACUCCGUUCAGACUGCGACGCGUAUCACUAAACCGUGCGGCAGCGGUAGGAGGAGGAGGAGGUCCUUGGCCUUCGUGCUGUGUGUUCACCGAAACUCUGGCGAGGGGAGCGGCCCUCGCCGGAGGACUCGUGUUACCAUGAACACCCGGCAACUGAACCGGGCCAGCCUUCUCAUGAGUACGUUGACCUCCAUCGUUCUCCAUGAUUGUUUAGCAGCGGUUGUGAGUGUAAUGUGGUGGUAGCCUUGCGGUGGGAGUGGAGGCGGA